Messenger RNA from Hibiscus syriacus, 814 nucleotides. RefSeq names its product dCTP pyrophosphatase 1-like. Lineage: Eukaryota; Viridiplantae; Streptophyta; Magnoliopsida; Malvales; Malvaceae. Bases 84 to 521 code for a protein of 145 amino acids. Gene Ontology annotation, molecular function: nucleoside triphosphate diphosphatase activity. The transcript has 2 exons. Gene Ontology annotation, biological process: nucleoside triphosphate catabolic process. The record is from RefSeq and is a predicted model, not a curated record.
UUCAGUUUUUACUUGGAGUUUCAUUUUCAUUCAUUAAGAAGAAGAAGAAGAAAAACACUUGUUUGGGGAGUUUGAUCUUGGAGAUGUCAAGCGCUAUGGAGGAAGAAGGGGUUAGCUUGGAGGAGUUGAAGAAGAGAAUGGCCGAGUUUGCAAAGGAAAGAGAUUGGGAUCAGUUUCACAGCCCUAGGAAUCUCCUGUUGGCCCUGGUGGGGGAAGUGGGGGAGCUGUCGGAGAUAUUUCAAUGGAGAGGAGAGGUCGAAAGGGGACUCCCCGAUUGGAAAGACGAAGAGAAGCAACACUUGGGGGAGGAGCUGUCGGAUGUGUUGCUAUACCUCGUCAGGCUGUCCGAUAUCUGCGGGGUUGAUCUCGGCAAAGCUGCUUUGAGGAAGAUGGAGCUUAACGCCAUUAAAUACCCAGUCGGGAUCUGCAAAGGUUCAUCCAAAAAGCACACGCUUUUCCAUGCAGAUAAGAGCGAUGCUAAUGGUGAUAUUGCAGCUGUGGAUCAGGGACAUCGACAGUGACAUUACAUGGCACGGAAAGGAUCUAUUUUGAUGUUUGAUGCUUGCUUAGACUAUACUGCUUGGAUUAGAUGAUUAAUGUCGUAUAAUUAGUAUUGAUUUUUAGUAUUUUUUUUGUUUAUUUGAAUGAGCACAAUCUGGGGUGGUGUGCCAUAAUGCCUGGAGUGAGUAAUAGUUAAAUAGUAGAGUGUCUUUAAGAGAUUUCAUGGCUGCUUGUGGUCACCGUGUGAACUGCAGUGAAUUGAUUUGCAAUGAAAUGUCAACGUUUAUUUUAAUGUUUCUCUUUUCUUGAGAAA